This is a messenger RNA of Paramormyrops kingsleyae, 2716 nucleotides long. NCBI's taxonomy places the organism in Eukaryota, Metazoa, Chordata, Actinopteri, Osteoglossiformes, Mormyridae. The record is from RefSeq and is a predicted model, not a curated record.
CACCGGUUACAUCAUCGGGGAGCAUGGCGACUCCAGUGGUUAGUCUCACCGGUUACAUCAUCGGGGAGCAUGGCGACUCCAGUGGUUAGUCUCACCGGUUACAUCAUCGGGGAGCAUGGCGACUCCAGUGUGGCAGUGUGGAGUGGGGCCAAUGUGGCAGGGAUUGAGCUACAGUCAUUAAAUCCUGAUCUUAAAAGAGGUCAAGACACUGAGGGCUGGCUAGAAAUCCACCAAAAAGUUGUUGAGAGUGCCUAUGAGGUCAUCAGACUGAAGGGCUAUACCUCCUGGGCAAUUGGGUUGAGCGUGUCUCAUCUUGCACAGUCCAUUCUGAAGAACCUCAAGAAUGUACAGCCAAUCUCCACACUGGUAAAGGGCCUGCAUGGGAUCAAGGAGGAGGUAUUCCUUAGUCUGCCCUGUGUGUUGGGCUCAGCCGGGGUAUGUGGCGUGAUCAACCAGCCAUUGAAGGAACUGGAGGUCCAACAGCUGAAACACAGUGCCCAGACCUUGUGGGACCUUCAGAAGAAUCUUACCCUUUGACUUGUGACUCAUGGAAACCAUGAUUUCAUGAGCAAGAGCAUUCAAAUCACACAAUGACAAUUAUGUAGGUAUACUUAUUCACUUUCAAUACCUACUGCUGUGUCAGAUGUGUGAAUAUGACAUUAUAAAAUAGUAAUUAUAAUUCAUAUAAUAUUUGUUUAGGUACUAAGGUAUUUUAUUCAUAGGUAAGAUGGGUUACAAUCUAUUAAUAUACAAAAUGAUGAAUCAUUUAAUUACGACAGGAUCUUUUAACAUGAUCUGCAUUUAGAAUGAACUGUUAACUAAUGUGUUUUAUAAUCACGGGCACUAAAGUGUAGAUAUGGCUGUGUUGGAGCAAUGAUUACAAUGUGUUUAGUACAUAUAUUCCACUGUUUUUUCCAUGACUGAAAAAUUCCAUCAUUAUUUUAGGCUGUAUUUUAGGUAGUAGAAUCACUACAACUAACAAAAUAUUCCUGUGUGCACCUGUUUUCUGAUCCAUCAGAAUUGUUCCUAAUACUGGCCAACAGCUAUGGCCAAGUGGCAUGGACCUUAGACGGGAGCCUUAGCAAGCAUCACUACUGAGUUUCAGUGAAACCCAAAGGGCAAAAAUGUGCAAGUAACUACAUUAUGACAUUUGUAAGGAGGAAUCAGACACCUGGAAUAAUACAAGGGAUGAACACAACUGACACACAAGUAUGCAUUCACUGUAUAAAGUGAUACACAUGGCAAUUUCUUGUCAUGAUAGCACAUAAGCAUACUUAUUUUAUGUGCACUAAAAAAUGACCUUUUUAGAAUUAGUAAUAAUACUUACUAACUCCGGAUUCACCAUAAUCUGAAAGUGUCUCAUUGGCAGACCAUGGAUAACUAAAUGACCACAGGUUAAAUGUUGAAUGGGUUACUGUAGAACAGGUUUACUGUGUGCUAUGUUCCUCCACAUGUCCUCACUGAAAUGAAUUUCCACAACUUUAAUGAAUUCCUCCCAAAAUUGUCUUUUUUUGUCCUCCUACACAGUAAUUAAAAACAAUGACCCAUAGACAGUGUAUAUUUUGCUUCAUUACCUAUGCCUUUGCUUAAAGUAAUAUAUUACUAUACUAUAUAAUUACUUAUAUAUGAUAUAAUCAGAUAUCACCUCCUUCCUCAAUACCAUAGAUUUACCCCAACUUAAAAAUACGGUGGCACUGAAGAGGAAAACACGAAAAACGAGCGCUCCUGAGAUGCCAAUCCAGCCAGUAAAUUGCGGAAAUACAUCAUCACCUACUUUACGUCUUUGGUAACGGUGUAGUUUCCGGAAGACUUGACAAAUGACCGCUUUCAUGCGAAAUCCCAUCUUCGAAUAUUUUUCACUGUAGCGAUAUGUUUUAUCCAUUAAAUACAUAUAUUUAACUCCAUAUAUUUUCUUUGAUUAUUACCGUACAUAAAAUACCUUUAGUAAUGUUUUAAAAAGGUGUUCACAUUUAGCUGGAUAUUAUAACUGACGUUUUAUUCUGGAAUUGUUUCAUUGCAUUAUUAAUGUAGGCUAUAUUUAGCUCGAUUAUAAACAUAUAUAUUUACUUCAAUAAGUGGUUUAAUGAUUAUAACCACAUAUUUAGCGCCAUGGCUACAUGUUUUAUUGACUACUAACUUGCCUACAUUAAAUACGUUUACGAAGGUAUUAAAAAGGUAUGUUUCAUUAAUUAUGUUGAAAAGAAGUUCAUAUUUAGUAUAACUGGCAUGUUUUGUUAUGGUUUAACCAACAUAGGCCUAUUAUAGAUUAAUGUAUUUUUUGCUUGAUAGCAAUAUGUUUGUCGAUUAUAACCGUAUAUUUAGCUCCAUAGCAACAAAUGUUUGCGUAACCGGCCUAAUUAUUAUCUUGAGAAAUAGAUAUUAGGGAUUUUGUUUUACUGGUAUACAUUUAAUUGCAGACUUAUAUUAUUAUACGUAAUCCAGAUUUUCAUGAGCAAACUGAAGCAGUAGCUAUAAAUGUUAUAAUGCUAAACAGUUUUAUAAAGACGUGUUUAUGGUUAUACAUCUGUAUUGUAUUAUCACUCUUAAGUGUAGGACAUCAUGAUAUCACAAUAAUAAAUAUUCUUAAAUCAGUGUUGAAUGGUGUGUAUUAAUGUGAAGGUUGUUGAUCUCAAAACAUCUGUAAACCUGUUUUAUAUGCUGCCCAGCUAUAUUAUGAUAACAAAAACCAAAUAAACAUUAUUAAUCUAAUAAAACA